Mytilus californianus (California mussel) is the source of this 4011-nucleotide messenger RNA. Its product is annotated as kinesin-like protein KIF15. The record is from RefSeq and is a predicted model, not a curated record. Gene Ontology annotation, molecular function: microtubule motor activity; ATP binding; microtubule binding. The transcript has 35 exons. Gene Ontology annotation, biological process: microtubule-based movement. NCBI's taxonomy places the organism in Eukaryota, Metazoa, Mollusca, Bivalvia, Mytilida, Mytilidae. Bases 50 to 3976 code for a protein of 1308 amino acids.
UUUUAAAAGAGCACAACAUUGUAACAUACACUUUUUGCUUUUUAUACAAAUGACAGGACGUGAUGAUGGAAAAGAUUCUGGUGAAGGGGAUGCCAUUAAAGUGUUUGUUAGAAUCAGACCACCUGACUCCUAUGACACAGAUAUUGGACAGGUUCUGGCACUCAAGGUUCUUGAUGAGACCUCCCUUGUGAUGAACAGUAAACCAGAACCCAGAAUAUUUACAUUUGAUAAGGUAGCUGAUGUUACUUCUACACAGGAAUCCCUAUUUAAUGUUAUCGGGAAACCAAUAAUAGAAUGUUGUGUAAGUGGAUACAAUGGAACUAUAUUUGCUUAUGGUCAAACUGGAUCAGGAAAAACACAUACAAUGUUAGGUCCUUGUGAAGAUGCAGAUAACUUCCAGCAUGAAUUAAGAGGAAUAAUUCCAAGGAGUUUUGAAAAUCUAUUUAACAACGUAGCUAGUGAACAGGAAAUGAACAAGGGUAAAGAGUUUUUGUUGAAAUGUUCUUUUUUGGAGAUCUAUCGAGAGGAUGUGUUUGAUUUAUUAGAGCCAUCAAAUAGAGGACUCCACUUGAGAGAGAACAUGAAAAAGGGAGUUUUUGUGGAAGGUUUAGUGGAAAAUGCUGUAACCAGUGCUGUAGAGGCUUAUCAAGUACUUAAUUCUGGAUGGAUUAACAGAAGAGUAGCUUCAACAUCAAUGAAUAGAGAAAGUUCACGGAGUCAUGCAGUAUUUACCAUAACUAUUGAAUCAAAGGAAAAGAAAGAUGGAGUACAGAGCUUAAGAAUGUCUCAGUUAAACCUUGUAGAUUUGGCUGGCAGUGAACGACAGAAGGAUUCAAAUGCUGUUGGUAAAAGACUAAAGGAAGCUGGUUCUAUAAACAAAUCUCUAUCCGUAUUGGGCAAUGUCAUCAACUCAUUGGUUCACAUCAGCCACGGUAAAACAAGGCACAUACCAUACAGAGAUUCUAAGUUAACUUUUCUUUUAAGAGAUUCCCUGGGAGGAAAUGCUAAAACACAUAUCAUUGCAUGUGUUCAUCCAAGUUCAAAAUGUUUUGGAGAAAGUUUGUCAACUCUACAGUUUGCAGGAAGAGCUAAAAUGAUCAAAAAUAAGGCUGUGAUCAAUGAGGAUUCCCAAGGAAAUGUGAUGGCAUUACAAAUAGAGAUCAGGAAACUAAAAGAGAUGUUACAGCAAUAUACAUCAGGGACGAUUAAAAUGGAACCUUCCAUGACAGGAAUACAGCAGGAAUCUGACAACACAAGUUCUGUUAGUGAUUCUGAAUGGAAAGAAAGAUUUAUACAAGCAAUGUUACUCAGGGAAAACUGUGCUCAGGAAAAAAUGAUUUUUGAAGAAAAAUUGAUAAAAUUAAGAGAUCAGUGCAAUAAGAAAGAUGCCUGCCUUCAGUCGACAAAAAUGGUUGUCAAAUUUAGAGAGAAUCGGAUCUCGCAGCUGGAAUCUGCAUUAAAGAAGAAUGGACUUCAAUCAGAUGACAAAGACAAAUAUGCUGAAGACUUGAAAGCAGAGAUAAGCUUACUGCAGGAACAAGUUAAACAACAUCCAAUGGUAGCCAAAUACUCCAUGGAAAUUCAGGCCCUUAAAUCUCAACUUAAAAAUGAGAGAGCUCAGAAUGAUAACACUAACAGAAAUAAGGCAGACUUAUUGAUUGAAUUAGAUGGAAAAUAUAAGGAAUUAACACAAGACAAGAAAAUAUUCACACCAUCACAGACUCCUAAAGAAGAAAAUGUAGCUACUGCAACAGUUGAGAAAUACAAAAGUCAGGUUAAUAAUCUACAAGAGGAAGUAGCUAAGCUGAAACAACAGCUAACAGAAAAUGCUGAUGCAGCUGAAAAAGAGAAAGUGGAAUUGAAUUCUGAGAUAGAAUCAUUGAAGUCAACUGUGAAAGACCUAAGUUCCAGUCUAAAAACUCAAAAACUGACCAAUAAGAUAGAGAGAGAAAAUAUGAACGAUAUACACUUACAGACAAUCACACAAAUAACAACACCAAAAAAAGCAGCAUAUACUUUACGUAACAGAGUGAUUGUUGCACCAUCAACAGGAUCCAAUACACCAAGUUUAAAUGAUUCUAUACCAUUUGAAAAAGACGAGGAUAUUUUUGAUGAAACACAACCAGAUUUUAUGAUGGAACAAGCCCACCAGGCUUUAAUGGAUGAAAUGAAAAUUUUACAGGACAAAAAUAAUAGUUUAUCGGAAAGAAUUGCUGAGUUUGAGACAGAGGCUAUCCAAUUAAGGCAACAUAUAUCUAAAGUAGAUCAUCAAAAUGGACAGUUAAAUGAGAUAUUAGAUAGAGAAAGAGCAGACCUAGCCUCAAGAGCUGAGUCAUCAGAAAAACAGGUGAUUGUACUACAGAAACAGCUACUAGAAUCUCAAGAAGAGGCCAGAAUGAAUAAAGAAGAAGCUAGAGAUUAUAAUGUCAUGAUGACAUCAAACGAAAAGCAGCUGGAUGACCUCAAGAAGGAACUUAAGUUUACCAAAGAGGAUAAUGAAAAGAAUUUAAAUACACUGGAGACUAAGCUUGUCCAGUUAGCAGCAGAACUAGAUAACAUAACUAAAAAUUUAGAAACAACAUUAGAAACAAAGGAAUCAUUACAGGAAGAAGUAGAUACUUUGCAAGUGGAAAAAAUAUUUAAAGACAGUUUGAUUUCUGAGUUAGAAGAAACAUUAAGAAACGAAAAGAGUAAAGUGUCUGACCUACUUCGGGAGAAUCAGACUUUAUUACAAGAAUCACAACAAGAAAGAUCUACUUUGUCAGACCAGUUAAGAGAAGAAGAAAGACAGAAUGAAGCUAAUAAUCAGACAAUCAGUAAUUUACAGAGAGAAUUACAGAACUUGGAGCAAACUACCAAUACACAACAGAAACAACUUACACAAAAUACAGAAGUGAUAAGUGAUUAUCUAGACAAGAUUAAAGACUUGAAAACCAGUCUGUUUGAGAAGAAUUUCACUUUAGAAACUGAACAGGAGAAAACUAAAAGUCUUGAAGAAAGUAUACAGUCACUUGUGAGCGAAAUAAAAAAUGUUAAAAGUCAGAUGUUAAAUCUGGAAGAGGAAAAGAAAACAAUGGAAGAGGAUCAUCAAAUAGAGUUGUCUAAUGUAAAUGAGCAAGUUGACUGUCUGACAAAGAAUUUCAAUGAACUUGAAGAAGAACACAGAAAAGUACAGAAAUCGAAGAAUGAUCUUGAGAAACAAUUUGAAACUUUGAAAGAUGAAAAAGAUGCUUUAAACACUUUAAUAAAAGAAAAUAAAGAAGCUUAUGAAAAUGAAGUGACUGAUUUGAAACAGCAGGUAGUUGAUGCAGAAAAAAGGUUGAUUGACAAAGAGUCUGAGAGUGAGGAAGUAUUUGGUAAACUGAUAGAAGAAUUGACUUCUAAAAAUGAACGACUUAAAGAGAACAACAGUGAUUUAUGUCAUUCAAUUAAAGAACUUCAGGAAAGCAAGGAAGAAAAGGACAGAGAAAAUGAAGAAUUGAAGAAUAAGUUAAAAGUCAUAGAAUCACUUUCUGAAGGAUUCCGUAAUCAAAAACAGUGUCUUGAGUAUGAAAUGCAGAAUAAAAGGGACACUCUGGACAAACUCUCUGUUGAAUCUAUGGUCAAAGAGGAACAGCUAAGAGGACUUGAAAGUGAUUUUGAAAGGAUGAAGGAAGAAUCGUCAAACAUAAAGGCUGAAAAUGAGGUCCUUCAGAUAAGGCUAUGUGAAGUAGACAAGGAGAUGAGUGAAGUGAAUGAGAGAAACAAGAUAUUACUGGAGGAGAAUGCAAAACUUGUAGGACAUCAGAACUUAAAGCAGAAGAUUCAUUAUACAGCCAAGUUAAAAGAUGAAAACAAUUUCUUAAGAGAACAAUUGAGCAAGCAUCAGCAAGAAAUAAUGAAAUUAAAAUCAGGAACACCAUCGAAGAAAGAAAACAGAUCUCCAUUGAAACAGUGGAAUGAAAAACAAUGGGAGGAAGCAGAAGAGUCAUUAUGAAAAAGAUUUGUUUAAAAAAUAAUAUAUUUAUAGGU